AUGCGUCGUAAACGUGAGCAGGCAACGGCCGUGCUCAGAAGAAAUACGGCUAAGUAAAACUGUCGAGAAUAUUUACCGGGUCUAGAUGUCGUAUCAACAAUUUUAAAUGCCUAUAAAUAGCCCGAAAAAUGCGACAGCGUUAUGGAUAUAUUACCACGUCUAUAAAGUGCCAGCAUGAAACGUAUUCGGUGUCGAUUUUGCAGGUUCCUUCCAUUUUUCUAUACCGUAUUAGAAAACGGAAAACCGUUUUAGUCAAUAGAAAAGCAAAUUGGAAAUUAACAGAAACCGUUAUCGCGUAUAUGUUUCAGUCUUUUCGCCGUUAUUGAGGAUAGCACAAAGGCUCGUAGCUAGACCAAAUCAUCAAAGGGGACAAACCAAAAUUUUUGGGGGGGACAUUAGAAAGAAAAAUACCAUGUACACAUUUAAUACAUGUCGGAGAACAACAAUUAGGUCCAGGAGGACAGUGCGCUUCCUCUUGCCCUCCCCAUGGCUACGGGCCUGAAACUACAAUAAAAAAAUAUGAAGAUAAUCUUUUCAAUGCAAAAACUAGAUCCGAUGUUUUACAAUAAAAUAAAGCUUCCUUGUCGUUUUUGUUUUUUUUUUUACUGUUAUCAAUAUUUCUAGUAAAGAAAAAGAAAUCCAUAAAGAAUACAUCAUAAUAAAACCAAAAUACUUCCCUUGCCACAAAAACUAAAAACAAAAGUGCGCAAUAUCGACAGCGGCUCGAUCCCGAGGGACGACAUCAAUCGAACCGUCGUGUUUCUCUCUUCUUCUUCUUCCUCUUCUUCGUCUUCGGCAGACAGCUAUAUCAGUUGUAUCCGUCGACUUGUGUGUGUGUGUGUUUAGAAAAUCCGACAAUCAUCGGGCUCGCGUGAGAAAAUCAUUUGCGCGCGAUACGAAUAAUAUACGCGAGCAAAACCGAACCGGAAUUCCGCCCGAUUCCGGUAUUCGUCUUUUUUUCUCGCUUUAACAUUUACAUUCCCGUGCGAUACCGUUACGACGCGUACACGUGCAUUUCCAUCGAACGGGUAUAUCUUUCGUCAGUCUCCGGUUCCCAAUACUAUUUGUGUAUUUUUUUUUGUUUUUUGUUUUUUCUGACACGCGCCGCUGAUGUACACGCGAAUAACCACCCGCACACACGAUUCGCAGACAUAUUCGAAUAAUACGUUUUUUUCCCAUCGUCAUCCCGUAUUUUUUACAUCUCUAUUAUACUAGGUACGUUUUCCGUUAGACAGGAUACGAUGAUGUGGGUAUAUAUAUAUGUAUAGGUACACCGCGAUGACGACAACGACGAGUUAAUUAAAAUAAUAUGUUUCGACAAAUCUUGGGAAAUCGACAAAUCUCUCUGAAACCGUAGAGUUUAUUCACAAUGUUUGUACUGAGAUAAACUCAAAAUAUCCCAUAUAUAACUCUAUAUCCUAUAAUUACAAAUUUUUUAUAAAUUAAAAUUCAUUGCAAAACACCAAUCGUGUUACUCCGUUCAAGCGCUUGGAUGAAUAUUUUCGUUAUUGGUGUCGGAGGAUCAGUAUGAGGACCACUUGUUCUCCAGACUACAAUACGACCGUAGGUUUUAAUUCCUGCAAAUCAAAGUUAAUACUCAAUGGAAUUUCUACGUGUUUUAUAGUUUUUAUUAUUUUUUUUUUUUUACGAAAGCCAAUUUGUUCAGCAAAUUGUGACUAAACGCACGUUAUAUAAAAUCGGCGCUGUCAUCCUAGUUCGAAAUACCUACGACGUGUAAGGUUUUUUCUUCUUCGGUACCUAGUGUGGCAUAUUCAUUGGAUUUUAAUUAUAAUUUAUAAAAGGUAGUAUACCAUUUAAAUUUCUACGGGAAAAAUCGAACUAAAAAAAAAAAAAAAUGUUUUGUCCUUCGUGUUAUGUGCGGACAUAAGAGAAACCCAAACGAGAGGUAAACUAUACAGGCAUCAGGUAUUUACGAUGUGACGGUACCCGCUAUUGGUUUUUUUUUUCUUCCGAUCUGUUUUUCAUUAACUCGCAUUAUUUUUGACGGUCACCCGCAACAAGGAUGAAUUAUUUCUUGGAGAAAUUUCGUCGAUAAUCAAUCAGGUGUGAUGCAUUCAGACAACGACGAUAUUACGGUCAAGUUUAUCGGUGUGUGAUAUGCUCGCUGUGUAAGACAUAGGUAUAUUUAGUAAAAGUGGAUCAAACUCCUAUUAUACGAACGAUUUGGUUAUCAUCGUCACCACGUCUUGCAGCAAUAUUAUAAACGAUCUAAAACUAAUUUUAACGAAUAAUUUUCCUUUUAAUUCAUUUCACUUGUAGGACUUUCUACGCAUUGUACCUAUGAUAGGAAACUCGUUUUACCGUCUUGAAUACAUUUAAAUAAUAUUCACAAUACGUUUUUGUUUUUUUUUUUUUCAGACACACGAGGUCUCGACACAAGAUUACGAUGGUACGUAUAUUAAAGUAAAAGAAAAAAAAACAAACAUAAAACACAAAAAUCGCUCACCGUAGUUGGAAUAUAUUUUCUAACUUGAAUUAUUAAUGUAUUAAAGUUGGGUUGCAUAAACAACCAUUAAACGUUUAACGGUUCCUUCAUUUCCAGAUGACGUGUUGUAAAUUUGAUGUUUGAAGUCGAAACAUUGAACGUUUAAACAUUGUUUUAUCAAAGCCCUAUGGGCUAUGUGUUCUAUCACACAAUUAUGUUUUUCCAAUGAUAAUUCGGUUUUCACGCUUGUACGUUUUUGAACGUUUCAAUUUAAACUGUUAACAGAACUAAAGUAGGUUUCGAUUAUUCGAUUAAAUCGAAUAACACCUGUGGAAUUCGCAGGAUUUCAUAUUGUUUGUUUGAUGGACCGUUAAUGCAAUCCAACUGGCUCGAUAAAGGUGUUAAACAGCCCGAUUAAACAAUUCUUUCAUUAUACAAACGUAAUGAAAAGUUGCACGCACGUAACGCGAUAUUAUGUGACAUAAAAACACCUCAUCACGUCGCGCGUUGGUUUUUCCGCAGUGUCGGAAAUACAAUGUUCGUUCUCGACGGACUCACUGCGGGUGGGCAAAGCUCUGCUGGGCGUCAAGGACGUGAUAUCGGCCAGGCUGAAGAAACCAGAGGGAUUCAAGGGACAUCCGCUGUUCGCCGACGAUCGGUCGGUCGAUCCGCUAGUCGACCCCGUCUGCCAGAUACGGCCCGAUCUGUCAGACGCGGCGCUGUUGACGUACAGCCUGUUGGUCACCGACUUUGCGCGGUGCGGCGUCCUCAGGAGAAACGUGAGUGUUUGUUAUUGUUGUUUGCGGUAGAUAGUGUGUCCGGUAGCUGUACGGCACCGUCAGUGACGUAAGGAAAUGCGAACGCGUUUUAAAAAUCCGAAAUCCUUAUCCAAAUACCGGUCAAUUCAAACUUCAUUACCUAGGUUGUAUACCUUUAGUGUUAAUGAAUCGAUAGGUCUGAGAACAAUUGAACGUAUUAAAAUUCAGUUUUGUCGUAGUCCAGUUUUUGGAUAUACAUUUUUUUUUUUUUUUUCACAAACGUUCAUAAAUUCACCCGAUGAUUUUAAACCUUGGGAUUCUCGUUUCUGCGUAAUCGUUAUACACGGGUUAGUAUUACACAGUAAAACAGCGUGUCGUACUUAUCCGCUCCAACGUGUUGAUAUAUAAUACAAUUGUUAUAUUGUCACGGAGCGUUUUUUUUUUUUUUUCUUAUCUAAUUUUAUGUUUUCAGGGUUUCGUGCACGUCCGCGUGUGGUUUCCGCAGUUUCCAGGCGUGGUGAUGAUGUCCGACCAAGAGCUGAUCAUCAUGUGCAAGCCACCUGAGCCGACGAUAAUCGAAAACAAAGCCGCCGGAUUCGCUGGUAGUUUGUAAGUAUAAAAUUGAAAAAAAAAAACAAAAUAUAACUAUCACACCCCAUAAUCAUAUAACUAUACGAAUUUAUGGAGAUUUUCGAAAUUCCGCAAUGUCUCGAAGUAAGAAAAAAAAAUUGUUUGGCAAACAAAUAGUCAUUAAUCUUUGCGCGCCAAUACUUAUUUAUUACGUUCUUUAUACGAAUAACUCUAUCUAAUUUGUUUGAAGAGUAAAAAAAAAAAAGGACAUGAAAUAAUAGUAAUAUGAUCGUUUCGUUAUAGUAUACGGUUUAAUAGGCAUGCGACUAAUAAUAAUACCUUAGAAACGCAGCUAUAGUGCAUUUCGAAGAGAUAAGAGGGGAAUACGAAACUGUAUUUGUAUCGGAUGCGCGUUUUGAAUGUUUUUAAACGUGCAGUGUUAAAUGGAAAUAAAUUAUUAUUGUCAGUCUAUGAUGCAGAACCCGGAAUUAUAAUAUGCACUUAAAACUUAUGAAAUAUGACGCAUGCAAUAUUAACACACACUUAUUAAAAAAAAAAAAAAAAUAUAUCAUCAACAAUAAAUUGUAUAACAAAUAACAAAAAUAUAUUACGAUAUUAAAACGAAAUUGGCUGACAAUAGAUUUGGGACAUCGUCCGUCGAAAAGGGCAGAGGCGGUGAUACGGCGAGAAUGAAGAGUAGGUAUAGUAGGCGAAUGACAGAACGGAUAAUUGAAUAGCCGUGCUGGGGAUGAUACACGUUUUUAGACGGCAGGCAACAAGUGACAGAAAUUUAUUGGUAUUAACUUAUUGCCGUUUACUUUUUCGUCACAAAAAUGUUUGAAUUACGCGAAAAUCGUGUUUCGCACAUCAAAUCAUUGUACAGACUCAGAUUAAAAUUCGUGUCUUUUUUUUUUUUUUUUUAUAUCGUCACACCUACUCGUCCGCCUAUGUGUUUCAUUCGUUUCGAGAAGACCGCCGCUGUCUCCCCCCUGAUCGGUGUGAAAAAAACACGCCGUAUUACUUCGAGUCGUACCAUCAUUAUUAUUAUAUCCGGUGCCGAUAUAAAUUUGUUUGUUUUAUUACACCGGGUCGCCGGCAGACGGGAAUAUCCUUAAAGCGUUUCCGCCAUAACGACGCCCAUAAUGAUAAUAAUAUUAUUAUUAUAACACGAACUAUGGCGCGUUCAUUGGUCUUUCGAAAUUAUUGUCUCACCGUAUUCACCUUUAAAGAUAAGAGUCACUUCGAAGCGCUUUUUUCACGUGGGGUGGCUGACCGUUUCCGCCGCCGCCGUAUAGUAAUACCUAUCUCCGAUUCGAAUCGUCAUCUCUGACACGAUAACCAUCGUUACACGGCAGGUUACAAUAUUGUUAUUACGAAACUCCUGGCAAUUCAAAAUAUUAUUAUUUUGUAAAUUACAUUCCCGAUUACGACGAAAACGUGUAUACCGCAAACGAAACCGGACGGUUGUUGCAAGUAAGCUCAAAGGUCAAAAACCCUAUUUUACGGGGACAGUAAGAAAAUAUUGUUUUUUUUUUUUUUUUUUUUAAGUUUUUAAUCUAACAGAACACUUUCUUUGACAAACGGACGUCCAGAGUCGAAAUCGUUUAGUAUUGGAUACAAGCACCGAGUGUAUUUUCGUUCUGCCGUUAUCCUCGACGUAUUCACGCGGUUAUUGCGUCGGUUUUAUAAGAAUUUAGCGGCUCCGCGCACGUUAUUUUACAAGGAAAAAUAUAACAAACUGUUUUGAUUAUUUCAAACGAUUUAAAAAAGAAAAAAAAAAGGAAAAAUAUUCUCUCGGAUUAUAAUUGAUAUCGGGCGUUUAUCCGGCCGGUUAGAUCGCGAAAUAUUGUUUUACACGUACACCCCCAUGCACUUAUCGAGAAAACGAAUACGGUAUACCGCGACAGGACGCGGAUUGAUUCGCGGCAAAGCGAUGGGGGAGGGGAACGGACAAAAAAAAAACCACCGCCUACCCGCGCGCGUACGAACGGCGUGGAAAUGGUUUUGUAACGGUACAUCGCGUAUAACGAGGAGUCGCACAGCGGCCGCGGCUAUACACCGAAGGUGCCGGGUAUUAUUGUCGGUACCACAACAAUAAUGAUAAUAUUAUGUACGCAUACUGACCGAUAUAUGAACGGUUCGGUUAUUGUGUCUCGGUCAUCGUUUUUUUUCUUUUUUUUUCUUAUUAAACAAUAUCGUUGUCGAUGUGCCGCCACUGGUUGGCGUAUAAUAUAACAGUUGGCCGGCUCCCGGUAUGUGGAGUAAGUCCGACGACUGCGCACUACCGUGACGAUCCGGCGCGCGCGUAAGUGAGUGAGUAAACAAGUAAGUAUACGUACGCGCGAUACGUGCGAGCGGUUUCUGUAAUGUAUGUGCGUGCGUAUUUGAAUACAACGUUUAAUAUUACCAGUGCCGCGCAUUCAAUCUUGCUCUGGGGGGAAAAGGGUGGUUAGAACAAUCAGGAAAAUGUCCUUUCCUAAUAAUCCGACACGCACAGGCACCCGCCAAUAAUCGAUGAAAACCUGUACGAAGUUCGUGACGAUCGAUUACCGUAUUUUUUUCGUAAAUAUAAAAUGCGAUAUAACGUUAGUCGAACAGUUAUUAAUUUUUAAAAAAAAAAAUAAAAAAAAAUACGCGAUACAGAUUGUACAGCGUUCAAUAGCGGCCCGACCGCCGGGCGUACCCGAUAUGUGAACGCGCGAUUCCAGCCGGCCCGUUAGCCCGCGAACCCGUUCGGGAAACGGUUCCCGGACGCCCGUUCGCCCGCCACCCAACGCGCGUACCCGUCGCGGCCGGCGGGCGCCCGCGCACCGGCGACGAUCACAGAUUCCGACGCCUCCGCCGCGGCGCGUCGCGCACAACGACAACACGGUCCGCCGGCGUUGCUGCGGAUGCAACGACAUCGAUGCCGGGCGGUGGAUGUUUACGUUAGCGUUUCGCGGCCCGGUUAAUCUCUCGGGUUUUCGGGAUCGCCGUCCGCGUCGUGGCGACGUGAUUGCGACCGCAAACAACGCCGCGCGUACACAAUAAAUACGGUUUUUUUUUUUCCGAUUCCGCCGUCGCCGUCCGUAGCGCUCUAUUGCGUUUUGCCCUCGAAAACCGUACAGCGCAGAAAUCCAUUAUAUCGUUAUCGCCGUUGCGGUUGUUGUUGUUCUGUGACGUCGGAUUGUCGCCGAAAACGGCGCGGGCGAAAUGAAAAGACCGACACCCGCGAUUCCGUGUACAGAAUCGAAUUUUUCUCCCCGGCCGACUUGUCGCGGUUACGAUAUUUCAUUUUUUUUUUUUUUUUCCACAACCGACUAAAAACAGUAUGGUCAAGGACAGAUUCAACAGAUUCGCAUUCAAUUUUCCUAACAUAAAAACAUCACUUCAAUACGCAAAGAUAUUUUCCGAAUGUCUUGCGAUUAUUUAUUCAUUUAGGCAAAAUUAAUAAAAAAAAAAAAAAAAACAUUAUUAAACAUAAAUUUUGAUUUAAAUGUAAAUACGCCGGUUGUUUGUUUGUAUAGAGAGUAAGUAUGUACAAGAAAAAUAUCAUGUUAUUAGUGUACCGGAUGAUUAUAUUAUAAUUAAUCGUGUUAAUCUACUCGCCCCUGUAACGUAAAAUACGGUCGGACCGCGCGUUUGACAGCCGGCGAGUCGAACGCACGUCUGCAAUGUCAGACUCCUAAUCGCGGUGCGAAAAGAACAGCACUAUCGAUAGUCUUAAUAUAAGUUCGAAUGAGGCAACUGCGUGUUACAUUAUGAAAUCCAAUCGAAAUUGUUUCGCUUCAAUUCGCCUACGGAACUACUCAUUAAUUCCCGAAUUUGAGCUCAUUUCGUCCGGAUCCCUCCGGUCUUAAGAAGUAUAUGAAAUAGCAACAAAAUGGUAUAUAUGUAUAUGUGUGUGUAUACAUAAUGGACACAGUGUAAUGCUAUAGUUUCUGUUUUCGAGGGGGAAAAGUGACGGGAGGGAAAUUCGACAAAAAUUUAGACAGAUUGCGACUACGUUAAGUACAAUAUACCUAGGUAAUGUUGUUACCGUUUAAAAUCAAAUUUCUUGCACCUACGAACGCACGGAGAGUCGUCGACAUCAAUCAAAUUCCGAUUACGUGAUGUAAACGUUGUGUGCGGUGUUUUGUCGGUUUCUUCACACGGCAACAUUCCGAGUAGGAUAAUGUCAUAAUACCCAUAAUAAUGUCCCACGAAACUUAUUCGCACGUUUAAAUAAAUAUUAUUAUGUUCCUUCGUGAAUAUUCGGAUUGUGGUAGAAAAAAAAAAUACAUCAAGAGUUCAUCAUCAUCGAAUUUACAAUGAUUUUCGUUGUUGAUUAGUACUGCGAUAGCAUUUGGUGAUUUUUUUUUUUCACGUUUCGAGCGUAUAACGAAAAUAAUAUUAGUUUUACGUUUUUUUCCCCUCUUAACUUAACAGAUGCGUACCUAUUUCUCGGUCGAAACAUUUGUCUAAAUUCCCGACGGAUUUUUUCGACAUUGUUUUUUAAAAUUUAGAUGAUAUGUCUUUUUGUCGUUUUUCGGAUUAUCGUGGACACAACGAGUGCCCUCUACCGACCUCCAAUGACGUGUUUUCCUCCCUGUAAACUUCACCUUUAAUAAUUGUUUAUAACUUUACCAGUUAUUCGAGCUCCGCCUAGACUCGUUUUCCGAUUGUUACGGUUUAUCGUCACUAUUAGAAUAUAACAUUUUUUAUAUAAGAUACGUCUUGUAGUUUUUCGCCGUUUCAUCUAUACGUUUAUCACGGAAUCGCAUCAAUACUUUGUUCCGACAUUUUAAAAUAUCGAGAUGAUUUAUCGUGUUAUAACGAAUUCUUCGGCCGCUGAUUAGGAACGUGUUGUUGUUUUUUUUUUUAUAUUUACCCCAUAAUUUAUUCCGCGCUUUUCUUUACUAUAUAUAUUUUUUUAUUUUUUUUUUUGCCCGGUAAAAUAUCACGAAUAUAGACCACAGUGUAAAUACAGAAUAUAAUAGAAUUAUUAUAUUUAAUUAUAUUAUAUUACUAUAAUACUAUAAUUUAACAAUAUCAUCAACAAUUAUUGUACGGUUUUUGAAAAAAUAGCGUUGUUUUUUUCUUAUGAAACUAUAUUUUAUAGUUUCUAGGUUUUUUUUUUUUAAAUGUAUAAUAAUAUUAUUAAAUAAAUCUAUAUAGGAAAUUUAAAAGUUUUUUUUUUUGAUAUUUUUUAAAAUUGGCUAGUGCCUGUAAUAUGCUUUGAUCGUAUUACAAAACCGAAUCGGCUUUGAUUUUCGAAUAUUAUAAUAACUCUUAAUAUUUAUUUUAAAUUAAACAUUAUUUAUUUGUUUUUUUUUUUGAAAUAGUAAAGCAGUUAACCAGCCUUACUCGUAUAAUAUAGUUUACAAACGAAAAAACGUUGCUGGUAAAGCAAUAAAAACGCGCGAUCGAAGACGAAAUUACAUUUCCACGCUCCAUUUUUCUCGUACAAAUCGUUUAUGAUAAUAAUAAUAAUAAUAUUAUAGAGGUAUAGAUGAUACGUUUUUUUUUUUUUUUUAUUAAGACUCAUAUAUUAUUUAAAUGUGAAAUUAUGGAAAAAGUAAAAAAAAAUGUUAUCUAGAUACAUCUAGACAGUUAUAUUUGUUGUCCUUUAUCUUGUCUAUAUAGGUGAAUGAUAAAUAAAACUUAUUAAAUCGUAAUACAUUUAUACAUUAUUUACUAAAUGACCCGCCCGGCGUUAACCGUGCCAAACCAAUAAAACGUUUUCCCUUUGGAAUCCCCGUUUCAAUCCUCGUCGUCGCUGCAGUAAACCGCUGUUGCCUUUAAGUUUUUAAAAAUUACUUUCCUUUAAUUUUCUUUUCAAACUUAUAUGAAUUAGUUAUAUAGUUAGUUGCUAAGCAAUGAAAAUUAUUCAUAAAUUAUUAUUUCGUAUCUAGCCCAAACUACUGCAGGUUAAGUCAACAACUUCUACAGGUCUGAUCGGGAAUUUUUAAUGGCUCUAAACCUUCUCCGCGAUAUACUUUAUCAUUUAAAAAAAAACGCAUGACGAUUGAAUGAGCUGUUUCCGAGAUCAUUGUGGACAUCAAAAUGACACUUUCUUGCAUACACAUACGUUUAGUGAAACUUCUAAAUACCUAACACACUUGUUCGCUGACAUUUUAUCCGCUAUUUAGACGGAGAAGUUGUACUUAAAUUAAAUUAAUUAAUUAAAACAAUUUUAUUUUUACAUUAAUUAAAUAAAUCUUAAAAACUAACAUUUAUGAAAAAAAUCAUUUAAUUUAGCUUGUCUACCAGCUUCAGUCAUUUCGUAUGCCAAGGCAUUUUCUAAUACUUACUUUAUUUUUACUGGCUAUCGUAUUACAAUAAACGUUCGUAUAUUGGUAUCACAAACACAACCCAAUACGAUUAGGACUAGGACAACGCAUUGGUCGCAAUAUUUCGUCGAUGGAUCAUAUUUUAAUGACUGGACGAAUUAGAUAAGAUACGGUAUAAAAUGUUUAAUAGUAAUAAAAGAUAACUAAAUAAUAUAGAUUUUGAAAAUUGGAACAGGCACCUGAAUAUGUUUUAGUGCGUAUUUCGCAAUAGUUAUUAAUAUUGAUUUACGGUAAAAAUCGUCAACAUCAAAAAUUUAAAUGCCGCAAAAGUGUCAAUUAUUUAGAGUGUUCCGUGUUUAAAGGUUUUUCUAUAUUGUAUAAACAAUGGACAUGUCCCCGUUCCCGAGAAAAUGUCCGCUAUUUGGAGGUGUCCGCCAUUCAGAUGUGUUACUAAUUUGAUUAGAAAUAAUUGGUAAAAUAUUGAAUUUAUCCUCGUAUGGUCGAAUACGCAAUAAUGGGGCAUAACGUUUGUUCGACAACAACAAUCUUUUUGAAUUCUAAACAAACAGUUGCCGAUUAUUUUAGAUAACAUUAUGUAUUAUUAAUAAAUUUAAAACAUUGUUAUUGUUAUUUAAAACAAGUAUCCCCGUCUCUUAUGUACCUUAAACGGGAUUUUCUUGUCGGUACAUACAAUACUGGUUUUUACCUCGUGUAUAAUAAGAAGGGAUAAUGAUUUGGAAACUAUCGCGUAUUGCCGACCAGUAAUUGUUUUUUUCUUUCUUUUAUUUCCCUAGAGUGUUCGGUAAAUAAUUUACCGUGUACAGCUAUAUUUAAAGGUGCUCGAUAAAAAUAAUUAAUUCUAUUAUUGUCGUGGAAAUCGGUCUAAAUAAUGAAAAACCGAGAUGCAUCACGUUUUGUUAUAUCUACGCGUAUCAAAACAGCUAGGAAUAAAAAAAAAAAAAAUAAAAAAUAAACCCGUAUCGGCCUUGGAAACGAGGAUCCAUUGAGUAGAACUUUAUUUUUCACGGUUUCCGAUCGUUUUCUUUACAAACGACAACGACGACGCGUAAUUAUUAUUUUUAUACCGAUCGUAAAAGUAUACGGUUUACGCGCUAAACGUGCUUCUAUAGAAAAAAUUCGUUCGUGAAAAUUCGCGGUGCAAACAUAAACACGUAGCACAGCGACUAUUAUUUGGCGACUUUUCUUAUUGUGCUCUUAAAUACUAUACUCACGAUAGUAAUUAUUGUAUGGUAUAAGGCAUAGAUAUUAUUUAAUAUACGGAUAGCCCACUCCUGUGUUUUUAAGCAUUUUUGAGGCCGCGUUCCGGUAGAUUGAGCAGUUGAGAGCAGGGACUGGUACCUUCGGUUUUUUCCGGUUCCGGUACUUAAUUAUUUUUUUAAGAGGUUCCGGUUCAAGUUUGUGACAAUUUUUAUUUAAGGGUUCUGAUUCCGGUUCCAGUUUCGGAAAACUAUUUAAGAGUUUAAGUUAGGUUUCUAGUUAAAACCAGUAUUAAAAACGAUUCCAAAAAGGUAUUUAUUUUUAUUUUUAUCUCCAGAUUAAAUAUUUUAUAUAGGUACAUUAAACUAUUAAAAUAGUAGUAAUCAAACAUAAAAAGACGGAUAUACUUCGCACGCGUGUGCAGCCACUGUUGUAGGUGCGAAGUUGGGAAUGUGGGAUACAGAAGGGAAUUUAAUGUAGUUUAUAAGCAACGAUUCUGAGCGAAGUUCAGUUGAUAGUGAUACUUGGUCAACUGUAUAUAUAUGUCAUACUUACGGUAAAAUAAUUAAAUAGGUAUUGAAUGUUUUCUUUAAUAAUAUUUGUUUUAUAUUGUGUCGGUUUCCCGUUAUUUAUCCUGAUUUCACAAGAAAUAAACGGCUCUAAAGAAAAAUAAAAAUAGUUUAUCAAAGCAGUCGUAUUUUAAUCUGUGCUAUAAGCAUUAUAACCGAUAAUUUGAUCAUAAGCCACGGAGGAAAAGACAAAAUAAUUUAUCAUUGUAAAACCCGUUUUUAAAUUUUAAAUUUUCAACAAUACAAAAUAAAUAGGCAUGUAAGUACAGUAUACCGUAAUCAUAUCAUAUAGAUAAGCUUGGACUUGCGACUAAUGUAUAGGAAGUAUGAAUUCAAAUCAAUACGUUCGUAGUAUUUGUUCUAUGAAAUAAAAAUCGUAUUAUAGUAUUGUCACGGUAGGAAAAAAAAAAACAGGUCCUCAAAUUGUUUUCGUUCGUGAACGUUUGAGUACACCGACGGACUGUCUGCGGAGAAAAUAAUUUCGGGCAUUUAUUGACAGCGGGCCGCGAUAUAAUAUUGUUAUCAGAUGUUGUCCGGAUACGAUAGGCUAUAAUAAAGGUGAUAUUUUAUAGAGCUCGGGUGACCAUUUUUUUUUUUUUUUUUUUUUAAAAUAUCCGAUUCAACAAAACGAUAAUACUGCAGUAUUAUAGUAAUAUCAACAAUAACAAUAAUGAUAAAUAUUAUUUAUUAUACGUCUGUUAUUGUAAUAAGUAUAACAAUAAUAUACGUGAUCCGAAAUGCGAAAUUCGAGAGCGCGAAGAAAUAAAAAAAAACACCGCCAUGUAUAUAUUUUGUGUAUAAUACCUACCUGACGGACGGAAAGAAUUUUCGUUAAAAUCAGAAAGAAAACGAAACGACUAUUGUAUUGUUAUUAUCAUAAUAUCGUCCUAAAUAUAAACACAAAUAUUGUAAUGUUGCGUGCAUGUGUUUUAUGCAUGUGUGUGUAUUUAAAUAAGACGAUAUUUAAAUAAACAAUAUGGCUGAGACGAACGUGAUCGUGUUAAAAAACCUAAAAUAUAAUUCACAUUUUCACGGUCCUGCGUUCUGUUCUUCCGCCGCAGUGGACACAUUCGCUCGUUUUUCGCCUACUGACCCAAUUGUCAAAAUACACCUAUACGAAAAAGAUGACACACUAAACGACGGCGACAGCGAUUCGCUGUGUGUGAACAUUUUUCCAUCAUUCGAUUGCUGUACACCUGCACAAUAUAGCGUAAUAACAAUAAUACGAGAGUGUAUUUAUUAUUAUUGCUUUGAGUACACACGUAACGCGUUUUUGGGUGACGAAUACACGUGACGACUACACGAACAGCUGGUACCGUUUUCGAUGACUCUUUAUUUAUUCCGAGCAGCAUGAGUAUCUCGGAUGUGAGUGGUGUACUGGUGUAUUCAGACUAACGAGGAUUUAACGUACUAUAGUUGGAAGUCUAGGAGUAUGGUGAAUAUAUAGCGUGCACAAUCAAGCACAGUCGAGAGAAGGAAAUACACCAUCACAACUAGGCGGUCUGUAGGCGAGACAAGCGUAAUUGUCUAGAUGAAAGCUGGGGUUGGGGUAGGUUAAAGAAAAAGUGUCCAGGAGUUAUUGUAAGGGAAAAUAUGAGGAAUUGUGUGGGAGAUGAAAAUAUCUAAGUGAUAGACAGCAUGAUUUGGAGCGAAAGAAUCAGAGUAACUGAUCUCACUUAUGUGAAAGAAAAGAAGAAGACGAGUGCCUCCUAAUUUCUUUAUCUACGUUAUAAUGUGUUCUCAUAUAUCGUUUAAUAAUUUAAAAAUAACCAUUUUCCUGGGCCUAAUACUUCUUCCUCAACUACCAUACAUAUACGUUAUCCUCAAAUAUUUUUCAUCGUCUCAUCUUAAAUUAAAUCUUCUGUAAUACAUAAUAUAUUCUAUCAUAGUCUGUCAUACAAUCGUAUUAUUUUCUCUCACGCCUCUCCCGCUAUACUUUAUUGAUACUUAACUUUUUCGCCUCUGCUCUUUCCAUUUUUAUUUCGUCUCAUUUUUUAUUAACGCCGCACACUCAGACGCCCAUACAUUUUAGCUGAUCACAUAAUGGUUUUAUAAGACUAAUGUUAUUCAGACAAACAGAACAAAUACCUAAAUAAAAAAAAAAUACCAAAAUACUAAACAAAUACCUAAAUAUCUUCUGUCCACUAGGGUGUAUAGAUUUAAUUAGUGUUUCGAAAGAAUAUAACGUUUUUGGAUCUGUUCACAGCCCACACGGUGCGCGUGUUUCGGGAGUCGUAGAAGAGACACCUGGACGACUCGAGUACGAGGUAGCCCUGUACAAGGAAGCACCGGCAAGGCUGACUAACUUGAGUCACAACAGUGAAUUACCGGUCGACCAGGCCGUGCCAAUUGGUACCAAACUUCAGCUCCGGGCCAGGAUCAACCCACAUUCAGGUAUGAAAAGGAGUUUCCAAAAAAUGCAUAUGAUUUUGGAAUAAUAAUCUGUCGCAUUCGUAUAAUUAAAUUAUUAUUUCCGUGAAUGGGACAUUUCUUGAAAAGUAAAUCGAUAUCGUGAAUAGUAUAUGAUAUAUAUUAUUAAAUGACGUGGAAAUGACAUUGAGUAGAAUUUAUUUUUUUUGUAUUUACACGAUAUCGGUAACCAUUCGCGAAACAAUUUGGUUAAACUUUGUGAAAUUUUUCCGUGAUUCGGAUAUUUUUAUUAGACGGUUUAAAAUUGUUCGUUUACAUCGAAGCAAUAAAACUAUACAUCAUUCACAAUAUUAUUCAUAAAUUGAUAUCGUUUCGAAUGAUCAGUCUUUUUAGCACGUUUUCGAAGACGAAUAAAUCGAAAAACUCACGGUCAAAAAUCCCAUACGUCACCUUUGGCGAUGGUAACUCACGGGUAUUGGUGAAGAGUGAAAAUAAAAACUAACCCGGUAUACGGUAAUCAGUAAAAUUAUAAUAUAAUACAAUCGAUCGGACUACCACCGAUCGCCACGAACGCCUGUAUAAGAGUGUUAUUUUUCCCGGUCAAAUUCAUUAUGUAGAAAGUAAACGCCGCAUCGUGUAUCUAAUUCGAUCGGUUAUAAACCACCCGUGUAAAAAUAAUACGCUAAUAAUUGAUCUAUCGACAGUAAUAAUUCGGAGGAGAAAAUAUACGCACACGACGACUCCUGGGAAAAAUCGCUCACGUCGGACGACACCACAAUUCCCUCCCCUCCGCAAUAGGCUAUCGUUAAUUGUUACAAAUCAGUGUUGGUCUUAUAUCAUCUAGAUAAAAUCUAUAAAACGAUAAUCUAGAUUGAAUGACAUUCUGUCAUACUAAAGUUGUAUUUUUAAUAUUAUAGAAAAAACCAAAAUGUUUUAAUCCUCUCAAUAUUAUUCUAAGUAAAUAAGAAUAUAAUAAAAAUACCAAUUUUGUUAUUAUUUUUUAUCACACUUAUAUUGGUAAUUCAAACAUAAUAUAUCAUAGUUAUAUUAAAUUUUGCAAAUAAUUAUUUGCACUUUAGUCAACACACUAAAUUUAAAAACUAUUUAAAUAACGUUUAUUUUCUUACAAGUUGAAAUAAUAUUUGUAUGUUAUCUAGAUAACUGAAAACUAUAUUUUAUCUUUCUUUUUCUUCUUUUUUUUUUCUAUUGUGUUUUUUAUUCUAAAGACCGCUUUAUUCAGCAAGUAAUUGCCUUCAUUGCCAAGUCUCUUCGUAUUAUUCCAGGAUUUAUAUUUUCCACGUUUUCUUAAGGAGACCCCGUCUUUCCACCUUAACCACAAGAGCUUCAGUGGUCUUUUUUUUUCUAGAUAUCUCUGAAAAGUUCUAUUUGUAUGAUCUGCCAACGUGAACGCAGAACUCAAUAAGUCGCUUCAUAACAAUGGCUUUCAUUAUAUUCGAACUCCUGUUUACAUUUCUACCAGUUCCCUAUGUUUCCAGAUUCUCUAUUUUCCUAUAUUUACGUGAUGAAAAUUACAUCUUUACAUGGAUCAUAUAUUUGUAUAGACAAAUACAUAGGUAGGUAUCUUUCUUUCAAAUAUCGUUAGUCGCAACGAGUUAUCAUUAGUUUUCGCAACGUUUGUUUUUUUGGCACGUAGGUUACAGCUGAUUUUACAAGCGUUAGACGUACUCAUAGAAAGCAUUCUGGUAGUAUUUUUAUCGUUAUAUAAGAUAAACAAUUAGAAGAUACCUUUAUAUACCUUUUAUCUACAACAAAUAUUGAUAAUUUUCCAAUGCAGAUAAUUAUAAAUGUUCAACGUUAUAAAUAAUUAAAAUGCCAGGUGUAUUAUUAUUUAUUAUAAAAAAUUGGAGCACGACUAAUCUCUAAGUUUUGGGUUUUUUGUUUGUUCCCGCAGCCUGGAAGUUCGUCAAGUUGAUGGAAGUAUCCGUAUCUCCAGACCCUGACAACGCGCACGUGUCCGGCAGUGUUGCUCUGGUCAAAGACGGGUAAGUGUCGAAAAUCUCGUUCGAUUUGAAUAAUAAUAUUAUACAUAAUCAUAACCGAAAGAAAUCGAAUUAAUAUCAUACCAAAAGUUAGUAAUAUAAUGAAAAUAAUAAAAAAGUCCUGAUACAAUUGAUGGGUGUGCUAAUGUUUAAACAGGGAAGUUGAAAAAUAGGAUAUAGAAUAAUGCAAUUAUUUAAAUCUGUAAGUAACGAAAAAUAUUUGUUAACAAAACACUAUUCUGAGUGAAGUUUGAUUGUAUAUGUUUUAAAAUUACGACAUCUGUACGAUUAACAUCAAAUACAUAAUAUAAGUUGUAAAUAAGAGCGUUAAAAAUCUUAAAAAAAAAUAAAUGAAUAAUAAUAACAUCAAUAAUAAAAUCCAGAAAAAAAAUCAUUUAGAAUCUCCCUCUUAAAAAAGUUCUGAAAUGUAAUAGAUUAUAACAUAUUUUCUUCAUGAUAAAAGAUGUCAAAAAAAAAAAAACGUAUUUAAACAGAGUAAAAUAACAGGAAAUUUUGUACUUUUACAACUCUGAUAAUGUGUACUUUGGUCAGUUUAGACCACUAUCUAUAAUAUUUGCAUAGGGUAUUUUGAUUUUUAUAUUAAAUAUAUACAUUAUUAUAGCGUAAAUCAUACUUUUUAGGGCGCUUUUGUUAUUAUUAUUUUUUUUAUUAAAGCGCACGAGUGAAAACACCUUUUUUUUUUUUUCAAAAGACAACAUCUAUAAUAUUUUCUCCGUUUUAAUAUUUAGUAAUUAGUAUUAUUCUUGUUUUUUUUUUCGUCUCGUAAACUAUCGAGAUAGUAUUAUUAUUAUACUCGUAGUACCGAAUUAUAAUCUAGUGUUAUCGCUACGAAGAAAACGAAAUUAUUCACGUUUACACGUCGUCCGUUCCGCCGCCGCUAACCUGUCAAUCUGAUCGCGGAGCACCGUCAAUACCGGUACACUGCGCCGGUGCAGUGUAUUAAAUUAAAAGGGAAAAAAAAUUAUAAAUAUUAUAAUAACCCAUCACGGCACCGGUUGUAUCUGUUUCACAAGCGCGCGAAAUAAUAUUAUAACAUGUAUAAAAUAAUGACGGUUAUUUGACGAGGUUUUUACUUUUCGCUAAUAUUUUAAUAACUAGAUCACGAGCGGCGUAUACAACAACAACAAUAAUAAUAAUAAUAAUAAUAAUAACAAUGAUGAUAAGAUUUGAGUUUUUCGCACUGGGAUAGUAUCAUUAACUCGCGGAGAAAUUUGGCUCGGCUCGGCUUCGUUUUCGUAUUUAUUUCGAUAAAAUAUUUAUUUACGCCGAUAAUGUUGGAAUAUAACAGAAAUGAAAACUAAACAACCGAAGAACAGUUGUUAUGCCAAUAUAUAUAUAUAUAUAACAGUAGAGAUAAAAAAAUUAUAUACUUCGCAACCACUGUUGCGAGGGAGGUAUGAUAUUAAAAAGGAAUUUAUAAUUACGCGACGGCAAAACGGUCAUGCGCAAAGUUCGAUUUAAACACGUUUCGAUCAACAACUUAAAUUGAAACUAAUUCAAUGAACGCAUUGUAACAAUGAAUUAAAUUUCAUUUAACAAAAGAACUAAAAUUCUUUACCGUACUUUUCAUCAUAAAUUACCGAGGUUUUUACGGAACUAAAUAUAACUCGGAAAAUAGUACGUGAAAUAAAAUAUCGUGUUAAUGAAUUUUCGAAAUUUUAUGCAUAGUAUUAUAGUAAUACGCAAUAAAUUAUAACGACUUAUGAAGAAUCUUAUAAUCGACAAUCGAACAUUUUUGAGACGCUUAAAAAAUAGCAUGCACUUAUAACAAAGAAAAAAAAAACCGUCGAAUUGCUUAAAAAUCGACAAAAUAUCCGGGAAAUUCAGCCACGUCUGGAAAGGAUUACUAUAAGGGAUCGGUAAAAAUUGUAGAUGAAAAUCGAAAACAAAAAUAAGAAUCGUUUUUGCGUAAACAUAUUUCCGAGGGGUUAUCCCAAUCGUUAAUUAAAUUACAAAAAAAUAAUGCGAAAAAAAUGACCUCCUCAACGCACCGACCGGAUCGAAUUUCCCACCAGAAACCGACCGUCCUUUGAGUGGACGAUCGGAGCGAGAUUUCUGACAGAAAAGUCGUUUACAGACACAGCGCACACACAAAAGCUACACAGUGGGUAUACAUAGCGUAUUAUCAUUGGAAAACCCAUACGUUACUCGCUACGCUCAGAAUACAAAACCUCCGGUUGAUAUAUUGCGAUUUCACGACAGCGUCACACGUAGAAUUGUUAUAGGCAACCGUACAGUAGGUAUAUUGUUGUGCACCGAGACGGCGCCAAUAUUUUACCGGCCCGGACUCGCGGUAUGAUAAAAAAAUAAUGAUAUCUCGCUGUAACGUCCGAGGCUACCGUAUACGAUAUUGUAUUUGCGGCGAAAGGAAAUGCAUAAAGUGUCGAAAACGAUUCGUUUACUAAACGUAGCCAGGUACCUGGUAAAAUGCAUAGCGCUCGACCGUGUUCGGAUCGACAGUGAAUAUUAUUUUUUCAAACGCAGUUUUAUCGAACGAAAAUCGUUCUAAUAUUUCUACGGAGGAACGGGAAACGCAAUUUAAUGUCAUAUCAUAUUAAAAUAAAUACGCGUGUGUGCGCGCGGAAAAUUACCCGUGACCCAGUGAGAAGACCGCGAAAAUCGUCCGGUGGCGACCAUCACCGUGUACGACGUGUAUAUUUAUAUUAUAUUUUUAUAAUGAAUAAUAAUAAUAUUAUUAAUGUGUUCAUAACCGUGAAUUUUUAUGUUUUUUUUUUUUUUCUUCUCUUCACUUCGUCGCUCGCAGAUGCCGGAAUCGAGAUUUCGCCACGAUCAUCCCGCACCAGCCGGCCAAGUACCGGGAGAGGCACAACGAGGUGUUUUUGGACUUUGAGGCGUUCCUGUUGAGCACCAUGAAGGAACGGUCGACGUUGUGGAUUCACUCGCAAAUUAAAGCUUGCAUGGACGCCAACGACUGUCAGCCCGUGAGUAGUCCGGUCCGAUACCUAUAUAUUCUAAGCCUUAGCUUAACCUUAGAAUCUAUGUUCAAGCCAUCCCGAGUGCAUAUUUUUACAGGCAGCUGUAGACCUUUUUUGAGUUCGGUCCAAGUCGAAUCGUAACCUAACCUAGUUGAUAUUGGGAGUUUAGGGCGGCAUUAGGAGUUUUACUGAAUAUCUACUAAAAUCUAUUUGCUAGUCCAAACCUGAUACUGCUUCAAGAAAUUUAUUAUUCGAAAUGUAAAUUUAAAACCUAUUACCCAAUCGAUGAUACGCCCUAGGGGAAAUGAAAAAACUUGACCUACCUGUUGGUACAAACCUAAUAUUGCUCCAAGAAAGUUGGUGUUCCAAGUUUAAAACCAAAAUCUAGUCAAUGAAAAACCAAGAUGUGCAUGCUUACGUACUACUCGGAGUAAACUCGGAUAUGGCUUGUAUAUACGCUCCCUGAGUUUGUGUCCCUAUAUUUUUAUUAUCUCAACGACGACGAUAGUAACUCAUUUCGAUUCGAUAAACAGGACGAAUAGUGUAGUGAGAUAAUUUCCGUCUCUAAUUGGGUUUCACUUUUCGGUUUGAAUCAAUCUACGAAACAUCUAAUACAUUUGUGAAUUUUUGUCAUUGGUAACCAUUCUAUCUUCUAAAACGUUGUCAAACAAAAAUGUAAAGCUAUUUAGUUAGGCUGAGACAUUAGAUGUGGGUAUAUAAGUGUCGUCCUUUUAAGUGUAGUUGGACACCGGGCAUUUAGAUCGUAGAUUUAAACCAGGCACAUAGAUUAAGGAAAAAGUCAAUAGAUGUUAUGUAAGGUGAUAUCUAUAAUCUAUAGUGAUAGGUAAGGAGAUGGUUGGGGUAAGAAUAACAAUAUAAAUUACGCUAACUAACGUGGGAUAAAAGCCAAGGGAAAGAAGAAAAAUAAAUAAUACAAUAGGUCAGGCCAGUUAGGUAAACUAAUAGUUUUCACCACGAAUACUUUUUUCAUGUAACGACGUUUCGCGUCAGUAUUGCGGCAAUUCUUGAGUGCCCACAUGUUGGUGGCUAAUUCGGACUAUGCAGUCAGUAUUCACGUUCGGUAUUCGGUGUAUUAUAGAGCUGUUAAAAUAAUAAUAUUGUCAUUACCGUCAUAACAAUUUUACCUCUUUAACGAUAGAAUUUAGGACGACCAAACCAUCGACACCGACAUGACGUCAUUGCAUUUUAGACCAAUUCAUUUGAUACAGCUGGCAUUUUUUACAUUCCCCAAAAUACAUCAUGAGUCGAUUAAUCUGACACUUGUAGAUUCAUAAAAAAUGAUAUAACAGUUGUUCAUUGGAAAUAAGUAUCUGAUUGUUGCAUAUAAUAUGUCUUUUACAUUUCACAGACUGAACGAAUCACGUUUUUUUUUUUUUUUAAAUUCCCUAAUCAUAAUAUUCCGUUUGUUUAAGAUAUAAAAAAUCGACUUAAUAACUAUAACAAUUUGGUUUUUUGUAUAUUCAAAAACCAAAAUUACUCGUCCCCAAUCGUAUUCGCCAUACUAUUACUACUAUAAUAUUGGUGGGAAAAAUCCAGAUUUUCUGAAAUUCGAUAAUACGGAUUUUAAAAAUCCGAAUAAUCAACAAUGUAUUUAAAAUCUGAAUUUUAGAUUUUGAAACCAUGAUUUUGGAUUAUUUUAGUCGUUUUUUUAUUCAAAUUAAAAACUUAUUAUAAUAAUUAUAUAUUUAUUUGUUAUAAAUAUAAUAUAAUAAAAAUUAUCUGAUAGUAAUUUAUUAUAAUCACACUAAGUAAAAUUAUCAAAUAAAGAUAAAAUAUAAAGGAAAUAUUUUAUACUCAUUUUUUUUCUAUAAAAUCAUUUAAUACACAUUUUAGAUUAUGAAAGUGAUGAGGGAUAUACGCAAAAAUAUAUAUCAUAAAUUUUAAAUAUCAAAUUUUAAAAUCUAAAAUUAAAAUUUUCGGUAUUUGAGAUCCAAAAUUUAAAUUUUUCGAUUUUCGGUUAAUCCGGAUUUAUAUCAUAUCACUAGUUUAUCAUCUUCGUAUAGUUUCCCGACUCAGUACGAGUAAACAGGCUGCCAAAAACAUUGACCUUCAAAAAUCCAAAUCCUAUAUAUUAUCCUUUUAUCCUAAUUAGUUACUUCCCGUCUCUUCAGAUUUUGUCGUAAUUCAUCCGUUAAUCGUUUCUUAAAUCUGGGCUUUCUUUGUCCCUUCACUCAAUUGGAGCACUAAUUUCAUUGGUUGCUUCUUUUCUUAUUAUGUGUUCAACCCACUGAAUUCUCUGUUCCUUCACGAAGCUUAUUGUUACGCAUAAUAUAACAUAUUUUGGUGAACCCCCCUCUGUGUCCUAAGCUUCUUAGUUCAAUCGUCUUAAGAAAUUAUAUAUUUUGUUCAUGAAAUUUAUUCCCGCAAUUUUCUCCGCAGGAAUACUGUUUGGACCUAUUUGAACCGUCUGGACACGGGCGCAGACGCAAGAGGCAUGUAAACGGCAACAGCACGGCAAUCUUGUCAGCCGUGGCGGACGCCACCGAUGACAAAUCGCUGAACGCUACGAACUUUGCCAAGUUCAAGGAAAACAUCGAGUACACGGUCAUUAUGCCCGAAGACAUUUACCACGGCAGCCCGAUGACAUCAGAAAACAACUGUGGCACGUUCCUGGCCCUGUCCGGCGUUUUGGGCUGUCUGCUGUUCGUGGCCGCCAUGAUCCUGUGUUACCUGACGUCCCGGUUGCAGGCAGCCAUCGGGUCCAAGUACCGGGGGCAACAGGACUCGUUUGGAACCGGUCGGCUUCACUCAUCCAGUGGCGGCCAAUCGUCCAAGUUUCCCGUAUCGUUCAGCGGUUCGUCGGCGUACACGGGACGGUUACAUUGACACCACCGCCGCUGAUUUAUUAUAUUAUAGAAUUUUUUUUUUUUACAUUGUAAAUAUGUUUUCAUAUAUAUAAACAGUAUAUAUAGACGCUUGAUUCACGAUUCAAUCAGUUUGUGUGAAACAAAAAAAAAAAAAAAAAAACCUUUUAAAAAACAACCGUACUCGAGUUUAUGCGCGGUGCAAUUAUAAGUUUGGUUGCCACUUUGAAAUGUUACUGUCACGACACCCGGACUUGGUCGAAAAGCUCGAUUGGUCGGGGAUAGGUUUCAACUUAGCCUAACCUAACCUAUAAUCACGUAGCACAAUCCCCGAAUUGAAUCGUGAUUUAAACGGUGCUAUUGUGAACGAUUACAAUUAGUAAUAGGUAUGUAUUGCCGUUCAAACUUAAUAAUUAUUAUUUAGUUAUUAAAAUAUUAUUUAUCGUUGCGCAUAGGAUAUUAUUUAUAUUAUUAUAAGAUAGUUACGGCGUCUUCUCGGUGGCGUUCCCGGGAAAUCUUAAAAGGAAAGAGGGGCCGUGGAUAUAGGAAUUUGUUUACAAACCGACGACGGAUACAAUGUAGACAUAGAAAAUAAAGAAAUUGAUGGGCCAAUGUAGCUUAUCAUAUGGUCGGUUUUAAUAUUGCAUAUCAUUACUGUUAGAGAGAGAAAGAUAACAGCAUAAAUAGAAGUGUCUCGUCCAUUUUUUUUUUUAAUGUCUCUUAUAACGAAUGAAACAAUUUGAAAAACUCUCGAUAAAAUGGAGAUAUGAACGAUUCACAAUUAAAUUUCAUACAAUGUUUGUAUCAAUAUUUUUCGAUCCCUCGGGGUUUCAUUUCAACUAUAAUAAUUUGCAACGUUUUGCGUUUUUUUUUUUUUUUUAUGGACACGAGUUCCUAUUCCCUUUAUCUCUCUCCGAGAACGCCCGCGAGAUUUCGCACGGUAGUCCAGUCAUAAAGGCCGAUUUUACAAAACAAUAAUGUAGGGCUAUCAACGUGUUUCGUUCGGAUGUUCCGUUUUUACUGUCGACCGAUCGACAUUUUUUCCGCUUCGCAUUCAUCAAAUUGCACUUAAAGAUAAAAAAAUAAAAAAAUAACCAAUUAAAAAAGUAUAGGAAUUAAAAAUUCUAAAAUUUAAAAUACGACUGUUCAGUUAUAAAUAUUAUGUACUUAAGUUUGACUUCACGCAGCCACAGUUAUAUGACAAUUUUACAAAGCCUUGUAAUUUUUUUUAAAG
Messenger RNA from Cinara cedri, 23198 nucleotides. Lineage: Eukaryota; Metazoa; Arthropoda; Insecta; Hemiptera; Aphididae. The record is from the annotation of a GenBank genome assembly.